CAGAGAUGCCCUGACUGCAGGAGAUGGUUUAGUGACAGCUCGGAUCUGGUCUAACGGUGACACCAUCCCACAGGCACCAUGUCCUACACCUGUCCUGACUGCGGGAAAGGUUUUAGCAGGAACUCAGCUUUCAUCAAGCAUCAACGGGUCCAUACGGGUGAGAAACCCUUUAAAUGUUCCGAGUGUGGGAAGGAGUUUACUCAGAGUUCCAGUUUAUCACAGCAUCUACGCGUCCACAUGGGUGAGAAACCCUAUAAGUGUCUGGAGUGUGGGAAGGAGUUUACCCGGAGCUCCAGUUUAUUAGAGCAUCAACGGAUCCAUACAGGAGAGAGACCCUAUAAGUGUCUGGAGUGUGGGAAGGUUUUUUCCCGGAGUUCCAAUUUAUCACGUCAUCACCGCAUCCACACAGGAGAGAAGUUGUAUCCCUGCACUCACUGUGGGAAAGCCCUCAGCAAUAGCACCUCUUGGAUUAAUCACCAACAUGUCCAUACUGAGGAAAAACCCUACACGUGUCCCCAGUGUGGGAAGGGCUUCCCAGCCAUCUGGAAUUUCACCCAACACCUACGGAUCCAUACAGGUGAACGUCCCUACAAGUGUCCUGACUGUGGGAAGAGCUUUGUCAGGAGCUCUGAUCUCAUCAGGCAUCGUCUCACCCACACAGGAGAGAAGCCCUACUCGUGUCCCCACUGCUCCAAGAGCUUCAGGCGAAGCUCCCAUUUGCUGAAUCAUCAGCAGCUCCAUAGGGGUGAUCGACCCUAAAGCUGCUCCCAGUGUGAGAAGAGUUUUUACCAGAGCUAUGAUCUCAUCUCUCAUCACCAGACCCACCUCAACCAUCACCAGAAAUGAAGGGGCCUGGUCAAGGUCACCACAUUUUCCAAGCUUGAGAGUUUCCAUGCUUUGACAUCUUUAAGAUGUUGGGUUUUUUUUUUUGCAAGCAAGUGAUUAUGACACACUCCUCAGUGGACAUGGCAGGAGAGGGCCAUGUCUGUUUCUAUUAUUUGGUAGGGAACACCCAUAUGGAGCAUUUUAUUAUGACUUUGCAGCAGGAGUUUUAAAGUAAACGGGAGAGAUAGGCUGGGAUUGUGUCAUUUUGAGGUGA
Molecule: messenger RNA, 1099 nt
Organism: Calypte anna (Anna's hummingbird)
Lineage: Eukaryota; Metazoa; Chordata; Aves; Apodiformes; Trochilidae
Product: zinc finger protein 436
Exons: 1
Source: RefSeq, a predicted model, not a curated record